Messenger RNA from Hemibagrus wyckioides, 1028 nucleotides. RefSeq names its product ribonuclease P 21 subunit (gene rpp21). Lineage: Eukaryota; Metazoa; Chordata; Actinopteri; Siluriformes; Bagridae. The record is from RefSeq and is a predicted model, not a curated record. Bases 179 to 646 code for a protein of 155 amino acids. The transcript has 5 exons. Gene Ontology annotation, biological process: tRNA processing. Gene Ontology annotation, cellular component: nucleolar ribonuclease P complex.
GCGAUGUAAUCGGUAUGUCUGCUGUAACUCAUCACCAGCGAGGGAGACUAAAUAAACAAGCAUGUCUACUUUUCAAGAUGUAGCAGGCGAAGUUUAGACGCGAUAUAUGUUUGUGUUUGUUGAUGAGAUUUAAAGACCACAUCAGCUAUUAGGUAUAACAUAACGUUUGAGAAAUAAAAUGGCGUCCAAUAUCAAAGACAAAGAAGCUUUUCAGCGACUGAACUUCCUCUAUCAGGCUGCACAUUGUGUAUUGGCCCAAAACCCGGAGAACAUUGAACUGGCCCGAUUUUACUGCUUCACCCAGAAGACCAUAGCCAAGCGCCUGGUUCUGAGACAAGAUCCCUCGGUGAAAAGGACCAUGUGUAGGAAAUGUUGCGCUUUACUGAUACCCGGAGUUACAGCAGCUGUUAGACAGAAAAAAGGUUCUCAGAAGCAGCGUGCAACACUAAUACGAUGUCUCAGCUGUGGGCAAACCAAAAAGUUUCCAAACAACCCAAAACAUCAGUUGUGGGUGGACCAACCAGAGGCUCAGUUAGAGAAUCAGCUUCAGCCAGAAGCCAGUCAAUCAUCCAAAGAUCUGACCCAGAAAGAUAACCCUGGUAAACCCAGUACAGAGGCUCCUGUGAUGAAGGAUGCAGCCUCUUAAGUUCAACCUCUGAGCUCCUUUAUUCUAUGACUACAGGCAGCAGCACUGGAGGUUUGCUGCUGUGACUUUUACGUUAGGUGAAGAAUACGGCAAGAACAGAAACAUUACAAACUUAUGCUUAGUUAAAUACAAAUUUUAAACAGCAGCAAAUGCUCGAGUUGGAAGAUUCAUGUGAUUCAUACUAGUUGCAGUGUGUUGUGUAUCUUGCAAUUCUGUUAACUUCAUGGUAUACUGUAGGCUUUGUUAAACAAGCCACCAAUACUUAAUUUAUUCAUUUAGGAUUUAUGCUUUUGCUUUAGCCUGUACAUGUACAUCGUAUGAAGCAUGAUGUCAUUGUGUAAAGUUAGACAUUAAAAUGUAAAUUGUUCCAUUUAAAUUUAAA